Durusdinium trenchii is the source of this 2178-nucleotide messenger RNA. NCBI's taxonomy places the organism in Eukaryota, Dinophyceae, Suessiales, Symbiodiniaceae. The record is from the annotation of a GenBank genome assembly.
AUGUCAGGCUCCUAUGUUGAUUGCGCGGGUCUUGCUGAAGAAUGGGAUGGCAUGGAAACCAUUCGCAAUCGGCUUCGCAAAGGUGAGCAUUUACUGUCAGAGAAAGGAGGGAAGGAUGUUAAGAUUCCACGUUGUGUGGAAAACUAUGAUGUGCUCACUCCAAUCUUGGUGCAGAUUGCCACUGGCUGCCGUCUUGCGGAGAUUGAUGGUCUAAGGGAUUCAGUAGCUCAAGCAUACCGUAUCAACCACCAGGAGGCAGAUGACCACAAGGUCGAUGAUGCUGCCUGGGGUAUUCGGGAUAUGGUGACCUUCAUCAAGAAAAAGACGCAAAGACGCGAGCCCAGCAAGGACCCAGUCUUCCAAUCUUUGUGCAUCCUGCUGAACCCGGGCUUGGAGGCUGACACUGGGCGCGAGCAAACUGACCUUGAGAAAGGUCGCAAUGCCGGUGCUGGCCCGGAAGGGGUUGCCGUGGUGAGUCCGCCAACAAGAGUUCCAUCACCCCAACAGAAAGAUCUCCCGGCUGUCCCUGCUGCCACUGUGGGUGAAGCUCCUGCAGUGGUUGCAGCUGCUGAGAAGCAAGUGCAGAUCCGGCAGAAGAGGGAGCUCCUUGCAAGUGCAGCCUCAUCUGCGGCCAAGCCUGCUGCGCGUGAAGCUGCAGAGCUUCAGGGAGGACGCUCCACCCCACACUUUGCGCCAGACAACGUGGAGACUCAGAAGUACCAAGGCCGAGGUGAAGGGGAGAAGACAGUCCAUUAUGUCAGUUCAGAUCUCGACGACCAUGAUUCUCAACUACCUGAUGGUUACUUUGAGCAGAAGCUGCCCCCCAUCCCUGCGCCCAAAGAGGACGCACAGGCACUUGGUGUGGAAGCUGAGACUGGUGCUGACGUCUUUUGUCGGAGAGAUCAGCUUUCUCUGCGGAGCAAGGGAAAGGAUGCCAACAAGAACAAAAAGAAUGCGAAGAAGAAUGCCAAAGAACCACCGAUCGAGAAUGAGGACAAGGCUGACAUCAAGGGAGCCGCAAAGACCAAGAAGGGCAAGACUGCUACGAAGAAAACGGAGACUCCUGAGAGUGCAGCGAAGGCCAGCAGUAGUAGACGGGCAAAGAAGGGCGAUGACAAGUCAUCGACUUCAGCAAAGGCAAAGGCUGCCCCAGGUCGGCGGCAGUCGCAGAGCAAGCGCAAGGCGGGCAACAGUGAUGAUACAUCAAAGCCUCCGAAGCGGAAGCAAACUCCAAAAGUGUCCGAUGGGAAGCAGUACCCGCAACAGCAAGAGGACAUCAUAGGGUGGGUCCAACACAACAACUUGGAUUGGCAGGGAGAUUUGGACUCUUUCAAGGCAAGUGUGAAGCUGGCCAGGUCCCAGUAUACAUACUUCCGUCUCAGUAUCUACUGGAAGACCUUCGCUUGCGGCUUGGUCAUGAAGACCGGUGGCGGCCCCAAAGAAGUUGCGCACUUCAAGUUCGAGAGUACUCAGCGCGGAUGUUUAGCUGCGAUUGCUUGUGCUGAGUGCGCAGCAUACUACAUGGACGACUGCCCCGCUGACACCCUGGAGGAGUUUCAGGAAGAGCUUGACCUCGUCAAGCAAUCGCUCACUGAGGCUGCCAGCAUGGCUCCUCGGCGGGGCAGGCGGCCCCAGAUCUCGCACGCUCGCCGCGAGUUUAUCCUUCUAAUCCUUUUGGUGGUUUGGACCGGAGGGCUAUAUGAGCUGAAUCAGGUUUCCCGUAUUUCCUGGUGGAUGUCAUCAUUUGGGUCUGCAACUGCGAAGCCACAGUACGCAUACUCCAAUUCUCCAUCUAUUAGGAGGGUCCACCAGUACGCGCCUACUACCAGUGUUGAACGGACAGGAGAACAUGUGGAGACCUGCCGCGCAUACAAAAACAAAGAGGGGAGGGUAUGUUACACUGGAACCAAGAACUUGAAGAGCACAGAGAUAUAUCCUGAUCUUUUUGGCCUGACCAUAUCCGAGCUGGUUCCCCACCUGAAGGCGGACAAGUGUGGGAGCCCAAAGCUUCCAGACCUGUUGCCUCCAGCCAUUGACUCGAUUAGGAGAUCGACAUUCGGUCAUGGUAGUGGGCUCUUCGAUCACGCUGAUCUAAGCUCACCGUACAGGUACCUUAGGAAAGGUCAUCAUCUCUCCAUUCCCAAAGAAUGGGAGCGGGAAGUCCCCAAGUCGAUUUAG